Schizosaccharomyces cryophilus OY26 is the source of this 3049-nucleotide messenger RNA. RefSeq names its product inositol polyphosphate phosphatase. Gene Ontology annotation, biological process: phosphatidylinositol dephosphorylation. The record is from RefSeq and is a predicted model, not a curated record. The coding region runs from base 394 to 2904 and encodes 836 amino acids. NCBI's taxonomy places the organism in Eukaryota, Fungi, Ascomycota, Schizosaccharomycetes, Schizosaccharomycetales, Schizosaccharomycetaceae. Gene Ontology annotation, cellular component: intracellular membrane-bounded organelle. The transcript is spliced from 5 exons. Gene Ontology annotation, molecular function: phosphatidylinositol-3,5-bisphosphate 5-phosphatase activity.
CAAAGACAAUGCUAAAAUGAAACCAUUAGAACAAUAGUAUGAAAAGGUUUUACAAGGAGUAGCCAGAUUGCUAAAAAAGUUAUUAAUGACCUAUUUCUACCCAUAUGUUUCAAAGCACUUUUCUUUACAUCCUUUCUGCACUAAAUUAGUAGUGUUUUCUCCUUUUUGUUUACAGUUUACAGCUCAGAGCCAUCUUUGUCAUACACAACAUCAGUUAGUGUAAUUGAAGCAUUUUUAACCAUAUGUUUGUUAGGUAAUCUUUUUAAAGAUUACCUUUUUAAAGAUUACCUAAAAAUCUCUAUUAUCAUAAAAAGAUUAGAGGCUUUUUUCGGGCAUUAAGAUAUUUAAGAAAGUACUUUUGGCUACCACUGGCUACAGCAUCAAAAUACAUGGAUGCCGGCUACUACUCAAGAUGAGCCAUUGGUAAAAUAUGCUUUAUAUAAAUUUAAAAAAACAUAUAUUAUUGUUGGAGAAAAUGCUACAGCAUCGUCGUUUCGAGUACUAAAGAUUAUUCCUUCGGAGAAUGAAACCAAUAUCUUUAUUGAAAACAUAAAUGGAACAUUUGAUAAAAAUGGACUUUCAGAAUUCUUUCGAAUAGAAGAAGGCAAUAGCUCAGAGGGGAAAAUUACCUUCAUCCUCAAUGCUUAUGCAAUUCUAGGCUUCACUCGUUUUACGUCGAGCUAUUAUUUAUAUUUGUGUACAGCUAGGAGAACAGUUGCCGUAGUUGGAGGACACAGCAUAUAUCACGUGGAUAAUACUCGAUUUAUCGAGCUAUAUCCAAAUAGACGAAAACAAAGCUAUGCAGAAAAAAAGUGUCUCUCAAGUAUUGAGAAAGUGGAUCUUGCGAGGACGUUUUACUAUAGCUACAGCUAUGAUCUUUCUCAAACAGUGCAGUAUAGUUUUACUCACCCUAUCCCAAAGCACCAAGUUCGGGACAUGUUCGUGUGGAAUUGGUCGAUGCUUCAGCCUAUUUUGGAAACUGUAGGUAUUGACUCUCCGUGGUGCAUUCCCCUGAUUCACGGUUUCGUCGAUCAAGCUAAGCUCUCAGUUUACGGGAAACCAAUAAUCGUUACUUUAAUAGCCCGUAGAUCCCGUCAUUAUGCAGGUGCUCGUUUUUUAAGACGAGGGAUAAGAGACGAUGGUUACGUCGCAAAUGAAGUUGAAACUGAACAGAUAGUAUUUGAUGGAUCAGUAUCUUCCUUCCCAGUAUCAUCUAAUGCUCCUGGUAUACCUUGCUACACAAGCUAUGUUCAGCAUAGAGGUAGCAUUCCGCUUCGAUGGUCGCAAGAGUUCAGCAAUAUCACUCCCAAACCACCAAUCGGUAUUACCGUAAAUGAUCCUUUUUAUUCAGCAGCUGCUCUUCACUUUGAUCGUCUUUUUGGUCAUUAUGGGGCCCCUUGUAUUGUUCUCAACCUUAUAAAAUCCAACGAAAAGGUGAGACGCGAAUCUCUUUUACUUAAUGAAUUUGAGUUGGCUAUUAAUUAUCUUAACCAAUUUCUUGAUCCUUCGAAGAAAAUACAGUACAUUGGUUGGGAUAUGUCUGCAGCUUCUAAAAAAAAAACUCCGGUAACGAAAACUUUGGAAACUAUGGCUUAUGAUAUUAUUAGAAAAACAGGAUUAUUCUGCACUUCUAGUAGAUUUUUCCAAGGAACAUUUCAACAAGGCAUAUUGAGAACUAAUUGUGUAGACUGUUUGGAUCGUACUAAUGCAGCGCAGUUUGUUUUCGGAAAAUGUGCAUUAGCUUAUCAGUUGCAAUACCUUGGAGUUUUAGACUCCCCAGAACUUGUUUACGAAUCUGAUGCUGUGCGUUUACUUGCAGAAAUGUACCAUGGACAUGGGGAUACGAUUGCAUUACAAUAUGGAGGAUCGUUAUUAGUAAACACCUUAGACACCUACCGAAGAAGCAAUCAGUGGUCUAGCACAUCAAGAGAUCUUAUUGAAAGUGUCAAACGUUUUUAUAGCAAUUCUUUCGUGGAUUUUCAGAGACAAGAUGCCAUUGAUCUAUUCCUGGGAAACUUUACCGUUAUAGACAAAAGCGUUAUUGUGGGGAGAACAAGGAUAAGUAACUUUACUGAAAAGUUUAAAAAUGGGUUACUGGUGAGACGGGAUUAUCGAUUUUGGUGGACACCAUUGUAUCUGAAUUCUUCGUUAAGACUUAAAAGUUUUUACAGUGACAACAUCCAGCGCAAACGUCCAGAGUUACCUGAAUAUUAUUUUGAAGAGCUGUAUACCUGUAAUCGAUUUUCCUCCCUCUCUAGUGUGUUACUUCCGAAUAUGAUUUCUACUUUGAAUUUUGCCCCUUUAAGUUUAUUACCAUUAUUAAGAAAAUCUUUAUUACCUGUUUCGUAUACUGGUAUUGGAAUUGAAACACCGUCAUUUAAUCCUUUUAUUCCACGGACAGAUCAAAAACUAGAUUUUAAAUAUGAAAAGCCGUCUUCUGAUUCGAAUGAGGAUGACGAUGGUGAAAAGUUUAAGAGAGUUUCUUUAUAUAAAUGGCUGUUUAAUAGUGAAGAUAAAAUACAGGAGCAGAAGCAUAAGCAACAAGCAGAACUUCCUCCCGUCAACAAGGAUUCUAAAGUCCUGAAUAAGGAUGUGAAGCAGUUGGAUUUCAAAAUACCUAGUGCUGACAUGAAUGCUUACAAGAAACAUUUUCAAUUCGGAAAUAUAGUAACACAGCCUUUUGAAAAAUAUCAGACUAUGAACAGUCAAGAUCGAACUGCUUAUAUGACUUAUGCUAAUGUUUCAGAUAAUGUUAGAGAAGUAAGGGAAAAAGACUUAACGAUUUAUCAUGAUUUCACUAAUACGGCCUGUUUGGAAGAUAAUGAAAGCACGCUUUCAAAAGGCGAUUACACAGAAAAGAUCGCGCUUUAUAGUGCUUGGAUUGCUGACUAUAAAACUGCUUAAAUAUGAAUAGGAUGCCUGGAUAUACUUUAUUUAUAAUAUAAUUUACUUCCUAAUAAUUUUAAUUAAUUUUUAUUUCUGUCCGAAUGAAUCCGUUUUAUACUUCUCUGUUACGAACUUAAUAUAAUCUUCUUUUUUUCUGUCAGGA